Messenger RNA from Linum tenue, 1539 nucleotides. Lineage: Eukaryota; Viridiplantae; Streptophyta; Magnoliopsida; Malpighiales; Linaceae. The record is from the annotation of a GenBank genome assembly.
UGGCCUAUCUAUCUGUCUCUCACCAUCGAUCGAUAUCGUGCUCUGAGAAAAAAGUAAGUUAGAACCCUAAAUCCCCAAUUGGAGGCCUGGUUUCCCCUCAUAUCCCCCUUUUCUUCUGUCGAAGGGAAGCCAGGUCCCUUUCCCCUUUUCCUCCUGCCCAAUUUAACGUUCGAGAAAAUAGAAAAACCCACCACAUCAUCAAUUGGUUCUUCUUCUUCCUGGGCGCUCUUCCAGCUGGGUGGUAUUUCUUGCUGACGGCAGAGACUUGACUACAGAGAGAGAGUCAUCAAGGCGGUCUGUUUGAGCUCAUUCAUUAAUUCCCUUUUCUUCUGCCACGAUGAACGACCUCUUAACGGAAUCAUUUGAAAUCCCUCGGGAUCAGGGUUCCAGACCUACUGAUAUUGAGAUGGGAAUGACCUCUGGGGAAUUGGGAUUAGAGAAUUUCUUUAAAAAGGUUCAAGAGAUCGAGAAACUAUGUGAAAAGCUCGACAAGCUACUUAGAAAGCUCCAGGAUGCACAUGAGGAGUCCAAGGCUGUGACUAAGGCUCCUUCCAUGAAAGCUAUCAAGCAGCGAAUGGAGAAAGAUGUUGAUGAAGUUGGGAAGAUUGCUCGAUUGACUAAAGCAAAAAUUGAAGCACUUGACAAGGAGAAUUUAGCAAAUCGGCAAAAGCCAUCAUGCGGGAAAGGAACUGCUGUUGAUCGAUCAAGAACUUCAACAACAGUUUCAUUGAAGAAAAAGUUUAAAGACAAGAUGGCUGAAUUUCAGUCUCUAAGAGAAAUGAUCCAGCAAGAGUAUCGUGAAGUUGUGGAGAGACGCGUAUUCACAGUGACCGGUACACGAGCAGAUGAAGAGACAAUUGACCAAUUGAUUGAGACGGGAGAUAGUGAACAGAUUUUCCAGAAAGCUAUUCAUGAACAAGGGCGAGGGCAGGUAAUGGAUACCCUGGCAGAAAUUCAAGAGCGUCAUGAUGCGGUCAGAGAGCUUGAGAAAAAGUUAUUGGAACUACAACAGAUUUUCUUAGAUAUGGCAGUGUUGGUGGAUGCACAGGGCGAUUUGCUCGACAACAUAGAAUCACAUGUAUCGACUGCAGUAGAUCAUGUACAGUCAGGGAAUACUGCCCUCCAAAGGGCAAAGUCGUACCAGAAGAGCUCUCGAAAAUGGAUGUGCAUUGCCAUCAUAAUCCUUCUCAUCAUCGUUGCCAUCACCGUAGUGGGAGUACUCAAGCCUUGGACUAACAAGAGUGGUGCUUAAUAUCUUCAUGUUUUACUACGUGUCGGUUCAUGUAUACUGUCGGUUGUACUAUAUGUUAGUCAUCACAUUUAGCGAUGAUUUUUGGGACCCCAUUCCAGAAGUUGUGUCAAAAUCUGAAGAGUUGUGUGUCUUUUUUAUCCUUCGUGAUUGGUCUGUAGUUGUGAAAAUCUGUCUGCCUGUUUUUGUGUUCAUUCAACUCUGCGGAUAAAUUGUCUUAAGCUUGUAAAAAUAGUACCGUGAGUGUAUAAAUAUAUUCGCUGCUUCAUCCAGUUUGUGACUUUUUGCCU